Notechis scutatus (mainland tiger snake) is the source of this 991-nucleotide messenger RNA. The record is from RefSeq and is a predicted model, not a curated record. NCBI's taxonomy places the organism in Eukaryota, Metazoa, Chordata, Lepidosauria, Squamata, Elapidae.
GUUUGGAAUUCGAAUGGAAUUCGAAAGCCAUGAGAGAAACCAGUCAAAGAAUUGGACUCAGGAAAACUCAUCUUCCACUGAUACUCCGAUGCAAGACUUUCUUGCCCAAGAAGAGAAAAUAAGAAAAAAAUAUACUGGAAAAAGUGUGAAGCUAUUCAAAGGUAAAGUACAAGUAAAUGAAAACUAUUUAACCCAAAACAAAGGAGAAGAUGCUAUAAGAAGACAAAAUGGACAAAAUGACAAUGGGACAUUCAUUCUUUCUCUUGGGAAUAACUUCCUUACAGCUCAAAAAGAGAUUGACACAAAAGAGAAGCCUUAUAAAUGUUUGGAAUGCGGAAAAUAUUUUAGGACAAGCAGGAAACUUACUUCCCAUGAAAGGAUCCCCACAGGGGAGAAACCAUUUAAAUGCAUGGAGUGUGGAAAGACCUUCGCUCGAAGAAGUAAUCUUAUUUCCCAUAAGAUGAUCCACACAGGGGAGAAGCCAUAUAAAUGCAAGGAGUGUGGAAAGAUGUUUACUCAGAGCAGAGACCUAAAAAUACACAAAAGGAUCCACUCAGGAGAGAGACCAUAUAAAUGCAUAGAGUGUGGAAAGACCUUUGCUAAUAACAGUAACCUAAGAAGACACCAAAUGAUCCACUCAGAAGAGAAACCAUAUAAAUGCAUGAAGUGUGGAAAGACCUUUACUCAAAGAGGUCAUCUUAUUUCCCAUAAGAUGAUACACACAGGGGAGAAGCCGUAUAAAUGCAUGGAGUGUGGAAAGACCUUUGCUUAUAACAGUAACCUAAGAAGACACCAAAUGAUCCACUCAGAAGAGAAACCAUAUAAAUGCAUGGAGUGUGGAAAGACCUUUGCCCACAGCAGUGGCCUUAGAAGCCACAAAACUCACCACACAGGAGAGAAACCAUUUAAAUGCAUGGAGUGUGGAAAAACCUUUACUCAAAGAAGUAGUCUUAUUUCCCAUAAGAUGAUACACACAGGGGAGAAGCCGUAU